Harpegnathos saltator (Jerdon's jumping ant) is the source of this 2254-nucleotide messenger RNA. Its product is annotated as protein FAM50 homolog. Gene Ontology annotation, cellular component: nucleus. The record is from RefSeq and is a predicted model, not a curated record. Lineage: Eukaryota; Metazoa; Arthropoda; Insecta; Hymenoptera; Formicidae. Bases 466 to 1509 code for a protein of 347 amino acids. The transcript is spliced from 4 exons. Gene Ontology annotation, biological process: chromatin organization.
CAGGUGGUGGGCAUUUUUUAUGCGGAAGUCAUUAGACAUUAGACCAAUUCUAGACGCCGAGUUGGACGCUGGUGUUUUGUCGGAUUUUGUUUCUGAUUGCAUUUACCAAGCAAGCGUCAAAUUUGUUCUAUUAGACGCUUGGAGCCAGGCCAAAGAUAGGCCAACUUAUUUACACCCACAGCACGAUUCCAAUUUAUACCUGAAUUAUUUUAAGAAAAAGAAUUGUCGCUGUGCGCAAUUUCAUGUGUCCCUCUACAGCGUAUGCGUCGAUGAUCUAGGAAAUCUAGAGUGCAGUGUCGAUAACCCAGUAGAAGUAAGGAGGUUAAUGAAGGAUCGGGCUUUUUUAAAUCUGUAAACAUUAGACUAGACAGGAGAAUAAUUGAUUUCAUAACUAUAAAAAUUUUGUUGAGAAACUGAAAGGAUUUUUAUAUUUGCUUGAGUAGCAAGUGAUUAUUCGUAUAAAACAUGGCUCAUUACAAGGGAGCGGCCAGUGAAGCUGGUCGAGCCAUGCAGCUAAUGAAGAAGAGAGAAAUUGCACAGCAAGAGAUAGAGCUGCGUAAAAAGAAAAUUGAAGAUGACUUGAAGAUUCAUAAUAUAGAGAAUAAGUUUGCAACUCAUUACAAUGCUGUUGAACAACAAUUGAAAACUUCCACUAUUGGUCUUGUUACGUUGAAUGAAAUGAAGGCCAAGCAGGAAAAUAUAGUGAAGGAACGCGAAAGGAAACUUGCUCAAAAGGAACGAGAGAAAGAGCAGGAAAAGGAGAGAGCAUUAGCAGCUAAGCAAGCAGAAAAGAACAAACAAAAACGACAGAUCCAGGCAUUGUCUUUUAAUCUGGAGGAAGAAGAGACUGAAGUUUCUGAUGAUGAAGUCAAGGAAACGCCUAUAAAAUCUGAAGAAAAGCAACAGAAUGGACAUGUAAUUAAGAAAAUCAAGAAAAAUCCCGAUGUCGAUACGAGUUUUCUACCGGACAGAGAGAGGGAAGAGGAAGAAAAUAGACUUCGGGAGGAAUUGAGGCAAGAAUGGGCAAUGAAGCAGAACGCGUUGAAGGAGGAGGAAAUUGAAAUUACAUUCAGUUACUGGGACGGAUCAGGUCAUCGCCGAAGUGUUAUAAUGAAGAAAGGUAAUUCCAUUUACCAACUUCUUCAGAGAUGUUUAGAAGUGCUGAGACGUGAAUUCAGUGAACUUAAAACAGUGAUGGCAGACCAAUUGAUGUAUGUCAAAGAGGAUCUUAUAUUGCCACAUCACUACACAUUUUAUGAUUUUAUCGUAACGAAAGCACGAGGAAAGAGCGGACCUUUGUUCACAUUCGAUGUUCACGAUGAUAUUCGAGUUAUGCAUGACGCUUCUGUUGAAACCGAGGAGUCACAUGCUGGAAAAGUUCUACUCAGGUCUUGGUACGAGAGGAACAAGCAUAUCUUCCCAGCAAGUAGAUGGGAACCUUUCGACCCAACGAAGAGUUACGACAAGUAUACAGUGUCGGAUAAAAAUAGGAAGAAGGACAAAAUCUGAUAAAUUUGAACGCAAACUAUCCGGUCUAGCACAGGAAUAAUAAUAAUAUCGGGUUUGUUCUUUUUCGAAAAACUUUUGAACUAGUGCAAUAAAUUAGAAUGAGACAAAAAAUGUCUGUUUCAUUUCAACUUAUUGUAAUUCAUAAGUCCUUCGAAAAAGUUCUUCGCAAAAGGACGGACCUAUUAUUUUAUAUUUGAGAGCUCAAGUCCAAAUUACGAUUGUAAAAUAUUAAUUUUACGACCGUAUUGGUAGGUACUCCAAUAUAUGAAUGACAUUGUGAUAUACAUAUACAUGUGUAUAUAUGUAUCUAUAUCGCGUAUGUUGUAAUUACUCUGUGAUUUUGGUGUAAUUAGCUUAGGUUAAUUCAGUAGAUUAAUUAGUUUAUAAAGUGGAUUUAUAAUUUUUAUUUAAUUAAUUAAUAUAUUAGUAUAUUGCGUUAAUAUAUCAUUAGUUGUAAGUUUUAUUUGAUUAGUCUAAAUAGAUUUAUAAUAAUUAAUUAAUAAAUUACAUGAUAAGCUACAUGUAAGUUGCUGAAAGACUUAGAUAAGGACUUUGAAUAUAAGGAUCUUAAAGUAGGUGGGUAAUAUUGUCAACAAGAUUGCGUUCUUGUCUCAAUUUAUUAAACAACAGUUGAACACGAUAAAAUCACUUUCCGUAACGGGUAUCGUCGGGAAAUGUAUCCGCGAGAGUUGCGUCGAACUCUUCAAAAUGUAAUUGUACAAAAUUAAUAAAUACCGAUAAUGUA